Molecule: messenger RNA, 1849 nt
Organism: Linum trigynum
Lineage: Eukaryota; Viridiplantae; Streptophyta; Magnoliopsida; Malpighiales; Linaceae
Source: the annotation of a GenBank genome assembly
GAAGACGACUCAUUUAAAAUAAUUCCCCUCCUUCCCAUUUGUCUCAAUCAUCCUUCCACCUUCCCUCUCUUCAUAUAUUCCUCACUUUUCCUUUCUGUACAUCAAUUCCCCAAUACCUCUUGUCCACUCUCCCAAACCUCACUAGUCGUCUCUUCUCUUCAAUCUCCAUUCCCAAUUUCCCUUUAAGCGGAUCAAGGUAUAAAUAUAUACACGCGCGCAUCAUCGUCUAAGCAAAACACGAACUGUCUUGUGGCUUCUGGUUGCUCCGAGCUAAACCAGGAUUCUUGUUCAUAGCUGCAGUUGAUUAGAGCGACGACGAUGAUGAUGAAUACAAGGUUAUCUGCAGGGGCGUGCAAGCAAGUGCAGCUCCCGAGCAUGAAUUUCGCGCAGAAGUCGUCGUUCAGGAUGGAGCCGGCACUGCCGCUGCCGCCGCCGACUUCGACGACGUCGUUCUUCCGCAGCAGGAAGAAAGAGAAGGUCGUGUUCGUGGUGGGUCCCACGGGGACAGGCAAGUCCAGGCUGGCGAUCGACCUGGCCACCCGCUUCCCCGCCGAGGUGGUCAACUGCGACAAAAUGCAAGUCUACGAGGGGCUCGAGAUCGCCACCAACAAGGUCACCGACGGCGAGUGCCGCGGCGUGCCCCACCACCUCCUCGGCGUCGUCCCCGACCCGCUCGCCGACUUCACAGCCGACGACUUCUGCCGCCACGCUUCUUUCUUAACCGAAUCCAUCCUCGCCCGCGACCGUCUCCCCAUCGUCGCCGGCGGGUCCAACUCCUUCGUCGAGGCGCUGGUCAACCACGACGUUGACUUCCGGUCCCGCUACGAGUUCUGCUUCCUCUGGGUCGACGUGGCGCUCCCGGUUCUCUACGCGUUUAUUUCCGACCGGGUCGACCGGAUGGUCAGGGCCGGGUUGGUCGAGGAGGUUCGGGCCGUGUUCGACCCGACCGAUAGGGAUUACACGCGCGGGAUCCGGCGCGCGAUCGGCGUGCCCGAAUUGGACGAGUACUUUAGAUCCGGCGGCCGCAACGCCGCCCUCCUGGAGGCGGCGAUUGAGCAGAUUAAGGAGAACACGUGUAUUCUGGCUAGCCGGCAGUUGAAGAAGAUCCAGCGGCUGAACAGCCAGUGGAACUGGAGCAUGCACCGGGUCGACGCCACGGAGGUUUUUCUUCGCCGGAGCGGGUCGGCCGAAUCAGACGAGAUCUGGGAGGAAAUUGUGUCGGGUCCCAGCACCGCGAUCGUGGAUCAGUUCCUUCACCGGGAGUUGGAUCUCGUUUCGACGGCGAUGGCGGUGGAGGAGAUCAAGGCGGCGGUGGGGAUUCCUCUGCCCGCCAUGGCGGCGGCGGGGCUGACCCGGUAGAGGGGAGCGGCGGAAAAGAUGAGAAAGGGAAAGGAGUCGAGGCGGGCCCCACAGAAUCAGGGGGGAAACAUUCACAUGCUUGUGCCACGUGGAAAGUUGAAACGGUGCGCUUGGUUAAUUGGCUUGGAGAGGAAGGAUGGAGAAUUUUUGGUACUCAUAAAUAAAUAAAAAAGAAAGAAAAGCAUAAAUGGCAAAAGUUCAAAACGCAGCGUGCGGGGAGGCGAAAGGCCAAAGGGAAAUUGGCUGACGGCGGGGCGCACGUGCGAAGGUGGCGGGGAUGCAAAAUCUGCGUCCGUACCUGUGGUACCAAUAGUGAUACAGUUGAAUCGUUUGAUUGAUAACUUUCUUUUGCGGGUACCUCUUUGUAAUUUUGCAGAUGUAUCUUGGUUUUUUUUCUCCUUUUUUACUUACUUCUGUUCAUUCUGUCUUAAGUCAAAUUAGGAAGACAGUAUUGAGAUGGUAUACAUGAUAAUACAUACAAGAAUCAAUG